AUGGAAAAAAAAUUGCAAUCAAUGAUGAAGAGUAAUUCAUCAACUAAAAUAGCCAUUCAAGAAAGUGCACAAAAUUCUAGCUUUGAUGUUGAGGCAGAUAGUACUUUAUUGAUAAAUAAUCAGAUCUCUAAUGAUUCUAGCGAUCUCAUACCCAUACAACAUACUGACUCUCUUUUAGAUGAAUAUUCUAACUCUGAUGAAGAAAACGAUGAGCAGGAUUUUGAUACAGCUUUAACUUUAUUGCAUGAGGUAAAAGAAACAAGUCAAUCUACUAACAAGCAUCAGUUCAAAAUAAAUACGAAGUUUAAAGCUGCAAAGAAAGUUAAGACAAAUGAACGAUUUGAUAAGUCAGCAGAAGAUAAAGGUGAUGAAUGUGGGAAUAUUCAAAUAAGCCAGCAAAACAAUAUAAUUGUUAUGCAUGAAUGUGAUAGGCUUCAAAGUUCUAAUAAGAUGGUGAACCUUUCACAAACAUCAAAUAAUCCAGAGUUUGGUGAGGAAAUCGAUGCCUUAUUACCUAACUCUUAUUCAUCAAUCAAUGUUACUAUCAGUACUUUACAAGCAGUUGGCAUCAAUAAUAAAAUUUCAAUUGAUAACGAAUGCAUUGCUAAUAAGCAGCAAGCUGAAAAUAAUGGAAAAUUGAUUGAACCUAUACUCAGUACUCAGUCGAUACUGAUUAUAAGCUUAUUGAAAAAAGCUUAA
Molecule: messenger RNA, 699 nt
Organism: Cetraspora pellucida
Lineage: Eukaryota; Fungi; Glomeromycota; Glomeromycetes; Diversisporales; Gigasporaceae
Source: the annotation of a GenBank genome assembly